Myripristis murdjan (pinecone soldierfish) is the source of this 11786-nucleotide messenger RNA. It is a transcript of the gene mast2, whose product is annotated as microtubule associated serine/threonine kinase 2. NCBI's taxonomy places the organism in Eukaryota, Metazoa, Chordata, Actinopteri, Holocentriformes, Holocentridae. The record is from RefSeq and is a predicted model, not a curated record. The transcript has 31 exons. Bases 1202 to 7081 code for a protein of 1959 amino acids. Gene Ontology annotation, biological process: cytoskeleton organization; intracellular signal transduction; peptidyl-serine phosphorylation. Gene Ontology annotation, molecular function: ATP binding; protein serine/threonine kinase activity; protein binding. Gene Ontology annotation, cellular component: microtubule cytoskeleton.
UCUCUCUCUCUCUCUGUGUGUGUGUGUGUGUGAGAGGGUGAGAGAGAGAGUAUAAUUUUUCUCAUUCAGGUUAUACACCCUGAUUAGUGCUAUGUGUUAGUCAAGAGGACGUAUCAGGCUUGCUUUUUUGCUUUAUCUUCCCUCUGCCCCUGCUGUCUUUUCUUUAGCUCUAACUCCCUCUCCCUCUCUCCCUCUCUCUCUUUUGCUCUCUUGCCCCCUCCCUCCUUUUCUCUUUCCUGGGAUGUUUGUCGAAGAGGUAGAGUCAGUGCACUUGUUGAUAGUGGACCAGUCCUGUCAAAGCGAUCAGACAACCUGAGACUUCCAGGAACUGAGGGGAGAUUAACCCCGACAGACCUAACCAGGGAUAGAGCUCUGUUUUGGAGACACACACACACACACACACCACAAACAUUCAGUACACUCAGUUUGUCUGAAUUGUCAUUGCACAUCAGGGAUGCGAGCUAUGGAGACUGAAGGAUAGUGUUCGUCUUUGUUUAACUUGAUGGAACUACCUGGACACUGACAUUUGGGAUAUUUAUUCAUUCAUGCGCGAGGAAAUUUUAACCGUAUCUUCCGAAGUUUGAAUGGUGUGGAUUAUAUCGGAGGAGGAAGAGGAGGACGGAGGCACAGAUCAACUUUUUAUUUUAUUUGUUUCACCAAACCUUUGGAAAAUUCACUUUAUCACCUUGGGUGUGGAUUAUUGAAGGCGACAGAGGAAAGAGGAAAUUUUGGAUGAUUUUUGUUGAGCCCCAUCGGAUAUUCACUGAUUUAUUUCCCACUGCUUAGAUAAGUGUGUGGUCAGCAUCUGUGUGGGUCAUCCGGCUAAUAUCCAGAGGCUCUGUGUGUGUGUGUUUGUGUGUGUGUGUGUGUGUGAGAGAGAGAGAGAGAGAGAGAGAGAGAGAGAGAGAGAGAGAGAGAGUUUAUGCAUGCCCAACUUUAUGUGUAGAUGCCAAACAGCAGGAGUUGACGUAACUUGUGUGACACACUCAUCUCUCAUUCCUUUAAAUAUAAAAUAGGGAUUUUCUCAAUUGACUCAUCAAAGGCUAGUUAGUCGUGGAGCUAUUUGUGCAUCUUUGGUACUGUCUGGAUUCUGAGCGAGCCCAUUGGCAGGUAUGACUGUGAUGGAUAAGUAAGCUGACACAAUCCAGUGGAUUAUUAAAAGAUUACCGGUGACCCUGUCUAUUUUGUCCUGGGAGGCGAGAUGAAGAGGAGGAAAGAGAGAGCAGGGGCCCCAAACCUUCGACUCCAAAUCUGGUCGCCGGCUCAGCUGCGUUGCCACGGUAACAGCAGCCUCCUCCAGCACCUGCUGUCCCCCACUUCCUUUUAUCCCUCCAUCAUUCAGCCCCCUGUCAUCCUGCUCUCUCCCUCUGUCCCCUGUCCCUCUCCUUCCCCCUGUUCCUCCGAUGGUCCUAUGUCCGCUCCAGUGCACCAGGGAGGAAACCCCUUCCUCUGGAGCUGUCGGACCAGCAACAGGAAAAGUUUGAUUGUGACGUCCAGCACCUCCCCAACCCUGCCGAGACCACAUUCUCCCUUACAUGGACACACAGGUACCAGCCCACUGGACAGCCCUCGCAAUUUCUCCCCCAACACAGCUGCACAUUUCUCUUUUGUUCCUGCACGCAGUCACGGACACAGGGCUGACAGAACGGAUGGGAGACGUUGGUCUUUGGCUUCUCUGCCUUCCUCUGGCUAUGGCACAAACACUCCCAGCUCUACAGUCUCGGAGAAGCUGCACCAGUUGCCCUUCCAGCCCACGCCAGAUGAGCUGCACUUCCUCACCAAGCACUUCAGCUCCGAGAGCAUCACAGAUGAGGAGGGACGACGCUCCCCCGCCAUGAGACCCCGCUCACGCAGCCUCAGCCCCGGGCGGUCGCCCAUCUCCUUUGACCAUGAGAUUGUGAUGAUGAACCAUGUGUACAAGGAGAGGUUCCCCAAGGCAACUGCUCAAAUGGAGGAGCGGCUGGCUGACCUGCUGUCCUCCUCGGCCCCGGACAAGGUUUGCCCGCUGGCCGACGGGGUCCUGAGCUUCAUCCACCAUCAGCUGAUAGAGCUGUCCAGAGACUGCCUGGAGAAAAGCCGAGACGGCCUCAUCAGCUCCCGCUACUUCUAUGAGCUCCAGGAGAACCUGGAGAAGCUGCUGCAAGAUGCUCAUGAGCGCUCAGAGAGUGUGGAGCUCACCUUCGUCACACAACUUGUCAAGAAACUAAUGAUUAUCAUCGCCCGGCCUGCGCGCCUGCUGGAGUGUCUGGAGUUUGAUCCUGAGGAAUUUUACCACUUGUUGGAAGCAGCAGAGGGCCAUGCCAAGGAAGGCCAGGGCAUCAAGUCUGACAUCCCCAGAUACAUCAUCAGCCAGCUGGGCCUCACUAGGGACCCUCUGGAGGAAAUGGCCCAGCUGAGCAGUUAUGACAGCGGCAACCCAGACACACCAGAGACCGAUGACUCAGUCGAUAGUCGAGUAACAACAGUCCCAGCGCCACCGCCACAAACUAAAACCAAAACACCUCGAGAAGAAGACUUUGAGAACAUCAAGCUCAUCAGUAAUGGAGCCUACGGCGCUGUGUUCCUCGUGCGUCACAAGGAGACCCGGCAGCGAUUUGCCAUGAAGAAGAUUAACAAGCAGAACCUGAUCCUGAGGAACCAGAUCCAGCAGGCCUUUGUGGAGCGGGACAUCCUGACUUUUGCUGAGAACCCCUUCGUUGUCUCCAUGUUCUGUUCUUUUGAGACCAGGAGACACCUCUGCAUGGUCAUGGAGUAUGUGGAGGGUGGUGACUGUGCCACACUGCUGAAGAACAUAGGAGCUUUGCCAGUUGAUAUGGCACGCAUGUACUUUGCUGAGACUGUCCUGGCAUUGGAGUACCUACAUAACUACGGCAUCGUACACAGAGAUCUCAAACCUGACAAUCUUCUGAUCACCUCUAUGGGCCACAUUAAGCUGACAGACUUUGGCCUCUCUAAGAUCGGUUUGAUGAGUCUAACCACAAACCUGUAUGAAGGACACAUAGAGAAAGACACCAGAGAGUUCCUGGAUAAACAGGUGUGUGGCACUCCAGAGUACAUUGCCCCGGAGGUGAUUCUUCGUCAGGGCUAUGGGAAGCCAGUGGAUUGGUGGGCUAUGGGAGUCAUCCUCUAUGAGUUUCUGGUGGGCUGUGCUCCCUUCUUUGGGGAUACACCAGAGGAGCUGUUUGGACAGGUCAUUAGUGAUGAGAUCAUCUGGCCGGAAGAGGAUGAGGCUCUUCCUCAGGAAGCUCAGGACCUCAUCUCCAAACUGCUGAGACAGAACCCACUGGAAAGAUUGGGCACAGGGAGUGCAUUUGAGGUGAAGCAGCACGGUUUCUUCACAGAGCUGGACUGGAACAGCCUGUUGAGGCAGAAGGCAGAGUUCAUCCCGCAGCUGGAGUCUGAGGAUGACACCAGCUACUUUGACACUCGUUCUGACCGGUACCACCAUGUGGAUUCAGAGGAAGAAGAUGACACCAACGAUGAUGAACAUGUAGAAAUACGACAGUUCUCCUCCUGCUCACCUCGUUUCAGCAAGGUAUACAGCAGUAUGGAGCGUCUGUCGCUCCAUGAGGAGAAAAGGACUCCUCCUCCCACUAAGCGCAGCCUCAGUGAGGAGGGCAGCGAUCGCAUCGACAGCCUCAGUGGGCUCAAGUCCAGAGACCGCUCCUGGCUGGUGGGAUCUCCAGAGAUCCUGCGCAAGCGUCUGUCAGUUUCAGAGUCGUCGCACACAGAGAGUGACUCCAGCCCCCCGCUGACAGUGCGUAGACGCUGCUGCUCCGCCAUCAUUGAGAUGCCUCGCUUUGCCAUCUCCUCCGAGGAAGAAGGGUCGGGCGGCACAGGGCAAGGUCCAGCAGGAAGUCGUAAGAGCCCCAGCUUGCUUGGCCAGAGUGCAGUGAGAGGCCCACGCUCUGAGGAGCUUCCCCUGUCCAUCCCAGAGCUGCCAGUGGAGAGGGAGCUGAAGCUGGACGAGUCACCCACCACGCCGGGGUCAACCUCCAGUCAGCUCAGCAGAGCCACACUCACACCGGGGAGUUCAGGUGACGUGUGCGAUCGCAGUAAUGGCAGUACUGGUGGAGGCGUUUCAGCAACGGGAGAUGGCAGCUCUGCGUCAACUCCCAAGGCCAUCAGUGACCUCGCAGCUCGCAGGGCUCGCCACCGACUGCUGUCUGGAGAUGGAGACAAACACACAAGCACCCCCAGCUCAAGACCGCUGAACAAGGUUAUCAAGUCAGCCUCCGCCACAACGCUGUCCCUCAUGAUACCUGCAGACCAUCACGGAGCUUCUCCAUUGGCCAGCCCGAUGUCGCCUCACUCUCUGUCAUCCAAUCCGUCGUCUCGGGACUCCUCCCCGAGCCGGGACUUGUCCCCGGCUGUGUGCAACGUCAAACCUGCCAUAGUUAUCCACAGAGCAGGCAAGAAGUACGGCUUUACCUUGAGGGCCAUCCGCGUCUACAUGGGCGACUCUGACAUUUACACCGUACACCACAUGGUCUGGCAUGUGGAAGAAGGGGGUCCAGCCCAUGAGGCGGGGCUGAGGCAGGGAGACUUAAUUACCCAUGUCAAUGGAGAGCCUGUCCAUGGUCUGGUUCACACUGAGGUGGUUGAACUCAUACUUAAGAGCGGUGCCAAGGUGUCCAUCUCUGCCACCCCAUUUGAGAACACCUCCAUCAAGGUCGGCCCAGCCCGCAAGACCAGCAACAAGUCCAAGAUGGCACGACGCAACAAGAAGACCAAGACCAAGGAGGGACAGGACAGCAGUAAGAAGAGAACGUCCCUGUUCAGGAAAAUCACCAAGCAGGCGUCUCUCCUCCACACCAGCCGCAGUCUGUCCUCUCUCAACCGCUCUCUCUCCUCUGGGGAAAGUGGCCCUGGCUCGCCCACACACAACCUGUCACCACGGAGUCCAACACAGGGCUACAGGUCCACUCCAGACUCUGCCCACUCUGUUGGUGGAAACUCGUCCCAGAGCAGCUCCCCAAGCUCUAGCGUCCCAAACUCCCCUGCCAGCUCUGGUCACAUCCGGCCCAGUUCACUCCACGGCCUGGCCCCAAAGCUUCAGCGCCAGUACCGCUCUCCCCGACGAAAAUCUGCCGGCAACAUCCCCCUCUCCCCUCUGGCCCGCACCCCUUCACCCACCCCGCAAAGCAGCUCGCCACAGCGUUCUCCAUCACCGCUCCCUAGCCAUGCCCUGGGGCAGUCCACUGUGGGCCAGUCAUUUCCCGUAAAGCUCCACUCCUCCCCUCCCCUGGUGAGGCAGAUCUCCAGACCCAAGAGCGCCGAGCCUCCGCGCUCGCCACUCCUCAAGAGGGUGCAGUCGGCCGAGAAACUGGCCGCCUCCCUCUCUUCCUCUCCCUCUUCCCCAUCAGGAGUUGGGACAGCGGGGGAGAAGAAGCUUCCAGUAGGGGUGGCGGUUGGGUGCCGUAAACACAGCCUGGACAUCUCCCAUUCAGAGUUUAAGAAGGAGAUGCUGCAGAGGGAUCCUAGCCUACAGAGCCUUCAGGAGUCUGCCAGUGAGGGCCUGCUGUCUUCAGCAGGGCGUGGCGUGGAGAAGGGCAGCCUGCAGAAACACUCCUCAUCCUCCAGGAAGCUGGGGCGACAGGAGGGAGACGGGGCCCUCAGUGCAGUGUCUGGCUCACUGGGCCUGACCGCCGGGAAGAGCAAGCUGAAGGACAAACUGUCAGCCAUCAGGCAGGACAGAGCCGAGCGGAGGGAAUCGCUGCAGAAGCAGGAUGCCAUACAUGAGGUGGACUCAUCUGAGGAUGAGACCGAUGAGGGAUCAGAGGACAGCCAGGACGGACGCAGGGGGACCACCUUCACCCCUCCUCCCCUGCUGCGGCCCACCACCGUCCGAACUGGUCCUGGGGGCACACUGCCAUCUCUCUGCCUCUCGCCGUGCUCCUCCCAUGCCACAUUCUCACACACGGGUCCCUCGCAGUUGGGCAAAUCCACUACAUCACACACGCUCCCCUCUGUCACAGAGACCAAGCUCAGCGAGCAGAAGCCCAGUCAGAGCACAUCCUCUCCGGGAGCGAAGGAUGGGAGCUCAGCCUCGUCCACGGCAGACAGCGUACGACAAGAUAGGAAGGGUCUGGCACCAAUCAAUGCCACCAAGCCCACCCAGGGCCCACUUCCCUUCUCCACUCCAGGCAGUGCAUUCAUCUCAGUCAGCAAGGAGCCCUUCCUCAAGCCGGCUCCUCCUCAGGACUCAAGGGGCCUCAGGGCGAAGAGCGGUCCAUCAGAGCUUAGACCUGAGGACCGAACCCUAAACAGCACUAAAGCCACUACCCAUUCAACCACCCUCACCUCGGCUACCACCACCACCACCACCACCACCGCCACCACGACCCCUGAUAGCCGAGAGGCAGCACGCACAUCUUGCUCUUCUCCAGGCAUCCCAAAGGAGAAGAAGGAAGCAGACAACCGAAGACAAGCCCAGAACAUGGCUGCUGCCGCUGCUGCCGCUGCUGUAACCCUGAGUGCAUCCUCCACCUCCAGCUCCAGCUCCAGCUCCUCAUCCCCUGCCCCUGAGAGUGGCGUAGACAAAGUGGUUUCCCAGCUUGCAACAGUAGCUAAGAGUGUUUUGGGCCCGGUCAAGCUCAGCACCCCUACAGACAAGACCUCUAAGGAUCAGAAACCAUCCAGAGGUAGCACCCCAGAAGUCCCGCCCGCUGACCCCCUCUCCUUCCUCUCCAAACAGCCUGCAAGCCCUCAGCCAUCACCUCGCCUGUCAGGGUCUUUAGCCAGACAGAAAACUGAGCCAGUCGCCUCCCCAACCCCUCCACAGAGGUUCACCAGGUCCUCUACCCAGAAAGAGAGCACAGCGCCAGUGCAGGCAUCCAGCAAGGACAUCCCAGAGAGGCCCACACCGGGGUCCCACGGCGCUGCGAGUAGGGAGAACGCCACCACCUCUGCAACUGCACUGAGGCCGGGGGCGACAACUGCUCAGCCGGCCCCAAACACCAACCCCUCCACCUCGUCAGCAUCUGAGCCGCAGCGCAAGAGGUCCGAAUCUCAGACACCCGCCGCUAUAUCCGCCUCGUCGCAACAAAACAAAGACAAAGCAACCAGCAAGAAGACGUAGCAGCAAAAGCAAUGAAACAGAACAAAUGCACAGAUCGUACCACUUAAUGCUGGCUUGAGAUUUUAAAACUCACACAAACUGCAUGUUUGGAAGAAAAAUGACAUAUUAGUACCUUCACACUAAUCCGAUAGUAUGACUGUCAAAUCAAACAAAAGCUGGAACAAGGGAGUGCAAGAGUUACCAGAGGUGGAAGGAAAAGAUGGAUAUGGUAGUUCUGGUUCCAUUCCGGUUCUGUGCUGUUUGUGUUAGCGUUAUGGCUGCCAUUUUGGUGUCCUGACUGUGUUGUUCUCCUUUGGUUCCUGCGUUCAGACUCUGACUGAUUGUCAUGAGAAGUUGCCGUUAUUUCUCUCUCUUUUGUGCAAAGAUGUAUGGGGCUAGAAAUAAAGAGUCCAGCGGUCCAUGCACACACAACCGAAACGUGGACAGAUUAGACACAUUCUCUCUCGCUAAUGGUCUUUUCUUCUUGUACUGCCUCAUUACCUUUCACCUUGAAGUUCUCCAGAACCCACGUGUGUGUGUUUCUCACGAGUAGAUCAGGACGUGCCUUACAGAAUACACUCCUUUUUUCUGCCCCUUCUCUGCUCCCGUCCUCCUUUCCCCAACAUGUGUAGCCAUGUGUAGCCAGCCAUGACCGGAAAACGUUGUAUCUCAGCAAUAAAGAGCAGCGUAUGCUUAGCAAUCUGUGUAAAUGCAUUACAGUGUUUUUAAUAGGACGAAAUCUGCACCGCCAUCGUACACUCAGCACCUAACUAACUAGGGCAAAUUACAUUCUCCCCUCUCCCUGCUUUGGUCCCUAAUGAUCCAACGCUGCAAGCCUGCAGCAGAGUAGAUGUGCUGUAUUCCCUGGACAAGGAGUGUGUGCGUUGUUCAGAUGAGGCAUUGGCGGGAUCGCUAGGGUGCAGUAUUAGAUUACUGUUUGUGCUGACGUACCAAGUGGCAAACUUCCUGUAUGGUAACAAACACCGGCACACGGGCACCAAUCAGCAUUGACUUUCAGUGUUCCUCACCUAGCUGUAUGUUAAGCCCAGCAUGCACCUUUUAGCUCAGAUUUUAGCGUUAGUGAGGAUAGACAUCGGCUCUCGUUUGACCGCCCACUCACUGCAUGUCAAAAUGAGCCUGGCUUGCUCUCGUACCAAAAAUUUACACGGGCUCAACAGUGUUUUAGGUGCAUACACAUAAUCAUUACGGGUGGCAAAUAAAUCGAGCUAUGGAUUUGAAUAAAUGGCUGUUUUUUUCCCCUCCCUCAGCAUGUGCCCCUGCAAAGAACUAUCAAUAUUUCACAGUAUUUUAAACCCCUGUCCUUAAAACUCCCUUACCCAGACUCCUUUCUGGCCCAGUCACCUGAAACCUCAAAUAAACAUAAACAUGAAAAUCAGCCACUGGUUUACCACGUUUCCAUCCAACUGAUGUGAAGUUUGAGAGUCCAGGAUCCAAACUGAGUUAUCUUCGCUCUCACCGCGGCUCUUUUUCCAGUGGUUAACACUUGUGUCGGACCGCUUUCUUUUAUUUCUAGUCCCUGCUGUCUUUUUUUUUUUUUUUUUUUGAUCAGCCACUAAAGGUUGUUUUAUUUGGUAUCUGGACCAACUUGCUGUGUUCUUUCUGUGUUAAUGCCUCUAAUCCUGUAAAGUUCGCAGACUUUACUUUGUAUAUGCGUGUGAGUGAGGGAGACAGCAUUUGUUAUUUUGUAUGUGGUUGUCGAUGUAUAUAUAAGAAUAUUUAAAGUUCUGUUUUGCAUCUGUUUUAUACCCUGCAGUGUUGUGUUUGCGUGCGUGCGUGGGUGUGUGGGUGUGUGUGUGUGUGGGUUUUAGGGUAGACAUGGUUUAAGACACACUGCUACCCUGCUACCAAUGGAUGUAGGUGUAGCUAUACAGGUGUCUGUAUAGGGGGGCAGGCUUUGCACAACCCUUUUAUCUCAUUUGUCCAAUGAUUUUUUUUUUUUUUUUUAAGGAAAUUCAGUCCUAGUUUCUUGCUUUCAGACAGCUGAGAUGUUGAGCAGUGACUGCGCUAAGCACUCGAUCCAUUCACUGCUCGUUGUCCGAAAGAGUUGGAUUUCAAUUCACUGUUCAAUCAGUCAAUUGCCAAUGAUUGACAAAAUGCAUUUGUCCAUAUAGUUAAUUUCCUCAUGUUUUCUGUUUUGCGUAAUAAGGGCGUUUUUGAUACACCACUCUCUAUUUGUUAUUGUAAUGGAUAUUCCCUAAUUAAUGUGCUCCUCCAAUUAUUUCACGUUUUCUGUGUUGUCCUGGUCACAUUGACAGUUUGAAGCAAGUCCCAGUUCACAGAAAUGUUUGGAGGGGUUACAUUUUUUUUUUUGUUCUCAUUUCAAAGAAAAAAUAUCUUGCAGAAUUGACUAAAUUGAGUUGAUAUGUAUCGAACCCAACCCUGGUGUGAGUCCAUGCAUCCAGGUGUGCUCAGCUGUUGCUGCUUUGUUUCUUAAAAGCAGGAUGCUCCCCUCAUGAGUUUAAAAUGAACUCAAGCGUUUUGUGUCUGUCUUUAUACUGCGCUUGUUAUCACUGUGGGAGACAAAGCAGAAUGCUGCUGGCUGAGUUAACAUGCAGUAGUUCAGUUUCAUUAAAGAAACAUCUGGAUCACUUAAGGACGUCGGUAAACUGAGCGCUACAAUCUCGCAUCAGCACACUGACUGUGGCAAUCUCUGUAUUAUGUUUACAUGCUAUUGUUUUGGUUUUGAUUGUUUGUUUUUUUUUGUUUGUUUUUCCUCAAUGGAACUUGAUGCCUGUAGUAAUCAAACCUCAUAUUACAGGCUAUGGUAAUUACCAAGAGCUUUCUCACAUGUUUGUUACUUUGUAAUUGUAUCUGGUGUCUGUAUGUUUUGUUGAUCCGUUGUGUGAUGAAUCAGUCCUCCAUGAUAGAAGACGCUUGUGGUUGCAGCGGAAGGGGAGCGGGAGUCAGGACGAUUUGAUGCACAUAUGUCAAAAUCAUCUCUGCUUGUGCACACUCCUCUCCUCUCCGUGCCUGUGAAAUACAUUAGCAUGUGAGACUCUUGUGGAGAGGAAGCUGCUCCCAUCAUUUGUCACAGACUCAUCGAUGUUUAGAGGAUCUCGUUAUGAUUUAUCUGCAGUCCACCUCAUCCAAUCAGGCAGUCAGGAAGCCAGAGAGGAAGACCUCCUCCUCCUCUUCCUCCUCCUCCUCCUCCUCCUCUUCUCCUCCUCGCUGGCCAGGCGGUGUCACAUGGCUAAGGUGAUGUCACUUUUCUGUUCAGUGGCGUGAGAUUUAAACACAGUGGGGAAAGCCCACCCCGGUCCCUGUCUUUGUUGAUAAACCAGCUGCAUUGAACAUUAUUGGUGCACACAAACACACACACACACACACACACACACACACACACACCAGCUGACAAGUUUUGUCAACCACUACGGAUUUGAUAAUGACAGUGAUUCACUUUUAUUAUGCUGCUCAGAAUAGAAUAGGAGUUCUGGAUCCAUUGGCACCUCAGCAUCAGAAUUUCUAUUUUUGCUUCCUCACUAAAUGUGUGCUGUUGACUUAAGUCCCCAAAUUGCGAUCAUCUGUAUGUAAUUGGCGGCUGUGAUAACAGUCCAUGUAGCCUUUCUGUGUGUGUAUGUGUGUGUAUGCGUGUGAUUAUACACAAUCCAGCCCAUCUGCUCUCAGCUGGUCAUCCUAUUAGUGCUACAUGGACAGCUGCCUCACACACACUGAUCAAUUCCAGUGCCAUCUACCAGUGCCAGCUUUGCCACCUCCACUGACAGUAUAAACACACACACACACACAUGCACGCAAAUGCUUACUCCCGUGUGUAAAGAUUAUGGUCCAGCCAUCUGCCAGAGAGCAAAGUAAGUGUCAGUUUCCCUGGUGGAGUCAUUAAUCUCAAGCUCUGGGCUUCUGGUUGCAUGCACACUCACACAUACACACACACACACAUUCACAAACAUGUAUAGGGUCAUGUUAGCCAAUGAAACCGCUACCCAGGCUCCAUCACCUCAGAGGCCGUGUGUUGGGACUGGUCGGAGUAGCGUUCACGGCUCAGCGAUCGUACUCUGUUAAGUAUUUGUGUGACUCCCACCCUGAAUUCAUCCAUCACACCCGUGCGCUUCAUCUGGAAAGACUGAGCUUCUCCAUUUGUGUGGUUGACGGGACACACGGGCUUACAAACAUACCCACGUCUGAUUCCGGGCACAUAGGGAGUUGCCGCCUCUCGUCUCUAGGAACGUAGAUGAUUCCCACCUCGUAAGGUACUUGGUCAGCCUCGUUUCAGUGUAGGCUGUGUUAGGUUACACUGCAUCCACCUGUCAGCUUAAACAUGGAUUACUCCCACCUCCCAAGCCAUAUCUACACACCUCCUCAGCUAUCUUUACAUGAGAUUUACUGAUGUUUUAAUGUGCAGUAUGUUAAGCGUUUAAUUAUCUGUGUAUGGGAUGUUGAGCAGCAAAGACCAACUUUUAUUGACUUGACUCUUGCAGACUGGUAUCUGUGUGUGUGCGUGUGCGCGCGUGUGUGUUUGAGCGUGUGCGUUUGUCUCUUAAGAGUGACAACAGAGAGGGGAAUGGGAUUCAGCCAGUGCAUCAUUUAAAAAAGAAAAAAAAAGCUUGAGAAAAGGGGUUAAGAGAAAAAAAAAAUAACAUUGCUAGAGUAAAACCAGUGCAAUAUCUUUUUAUUUUUUAUUGUGGUAAAAGCAUGUUGUCGUUAAUCUUACCUUAUAACAAUAAAUAAAGUUGUUUUCUUUUUUUAUGUA